Messenger RNA from Diversispora eburnea, 1431 nucleotides. The record is from the annotation of a GenBank genome assembly. Lineage: Eukaryota; Fungi; Glomeromycota; Glomeromycetes; Diversisporales; Diversisporaceae.
AUGACAACUAAAAUUCCCACAGAAAUAUUAAUUAAAAUUUUUAAUAAUGUUCAAUCACUUCGUUCUGAAGAUUUAUAUUCAUUUUUAUUAGUUAAUCGAAACUGGUGUAAUAUUACUAUACCUUUACUUUGGAAAUUACCUUUGGACCAAGAAUGUUGUACAGAUGAUGAGAAGCUGAGGAAGAAAGCAUUAUGUAUUCGAACUUAUAUAUCAUCCAUUUUUGAUUAUCCAUCAUUCAUUCAUAAAUUUAGAACUGAUAAUUUAGUUCAUUUUAUUUCCAUAUAUUCACAACAAAUUAUUGGUUCAAAUAAUAAUAAGAAUGAAUCAAGAAUUUUAUUUCGUGAGAUAUGUAAAUUAAUAAUAAAUCGUUGCUCAUAUCUGGAAUAUUUUAAAUUGGCGAAAGUUGCAAGGAAUUUUUCUGCAAAUUUUGACGAUUAUGGUGAUUCAAUUGUUUCAAUUCUCAAGUUACCUGGUGCCCUGAAAGUAUUUAAGAAAUUAAAAACGUUUAUUUCAGUAGCGAAUGAUGACCAGUUUAGACCUUUAUAUGAAUUAUUGGUAUUAAUUUGUCAUAAUCUUUUAAAUAUGGAUUUGGAAAUUAAUUCGUAUUCAUCUUAUCAAGAGCAAUUAUUAACAAAACUUAUUAGCGGUCAAAAACGGUUGGAAAAUCUAUCAAUUAUUGAUAAUAGUUAUACAGAUUGUCAUUUACUAUUUUGGGCUAUCAUCAGUCAAAAAGAAACAUUAAAGAGUCUUCGUUUAAAAAAGUUAUAUUAUUAUCGUUGUAUGGAGAAAUCACCACCAAUUAUGCAAUUUACUUCACUUCAAGAACUUUAUAUUGAAGAUUGUUACGGAUUAAAUAAUUCAGAUUGCUUAUCCUUGGCUUCGUCAUUUACUCAAUUAAGCAGUUUUCAUUAUUUUGAUUCUAAUUGGUGUCCUCAAGAAUUUAUUAUAAAAAUUUUCGAAACUGCUAAUUCAAAUUUAAGAAAUAUUUAUCUAGAAUUAUAUCCCGAAAUUACAUUUGAUUCAUUUUCAGCAAUUUUAAAUUAUUGUACAAAGAUUACCAAAUUAACUUUACCAAAUCUACGCCCUGAACAAGUAAUAGCAAUAUUUAAUAAUAAUUUUAAUGAAUUAAGAAGAUUUUCAUUUGGUAUUGAAAAAGGAUUGGAUGCUAAUAAAUUAUUAUGUCAAAUGGCCAAAAAUGUACCAGAGUCACUUGAAACUAUUGAAAUUCAAACUAAAAUGAACUAUGAUCCAUGGAUUAUUAGUGCCAGUAGCUUAAGAAAUCUUUUUGAAGGGUGGUGCUAUAAAGGAGAAGGAAAUAAAAAGAUUAUUGUAAAACGUACACGAUUGCGACAAUUUAAACUAAGUGAUGAACAUUUUAAAGUUAUUGAAAAAUAUGGAGUUCAACUGGAUAUAAUUGAUAUGGAAAAAUAA